UUUCUAUUGGCCCCGCACCAACACCGGGAUGAUACCGCACUGAAGUUACUUUUUCAUUUCGUCACCUUUCUUGGGUGACAAAAUUCUGAAAUUUUGAUAAUAAUUUGACCCCCCUUCUUUCUAGUCAACAUGUUUUUCAACACCCCACCCCGAGAUGACCCCAACGCCCCGAAGAAGGUCACAUUAUCAGCAGAAGAGUUCAAAACGGCAAUGCUACGACUUAUCAGCUCAGAACCAAAGUUGCGGCAAGGCGUCGUUAUUCCUCGAACGUAUGGAUCUGUCGUUAUCAAAACGAGGGAGGAGAAAAUGAUAGAGGCCAUUUUUGAAAGCUGUGCUUUCAAAUGUGCCAUGAGCUGUGUUUUGGGCUACGCCUUUGGUGGUGUUAUCGGCCUGUUCUCCGCCUCCGUCAACCCCACAAUUACCGGCGCAGAUGCAAAACAACAAACUGCACGGGAAGUGUUUCGCGACAUGAGGACGACGACGAUGAGCCAUGCGAAAAAUUUCGCCAUCGUAGGUGCAAUGUUCGCUUCGACGGAGUGUGUAAUUGAAUCUUAUCGUGGGAAAAGUGAUUGGAAAAAUGGAACGAGUGCAGGUGCAAUUACGGGAGGGUUAAUUGGUUUAAGAGCCGGGAUUAAAGCGGGUCUUAUCGGUGCUGCCGGAUUUGCUGCGUUUUCCUCCGCUAUUGACUAUUACAUGAGACAAAGAUAAUAUUUUAUAUUGAGAGUAGUAAUCUUUUGUAUUUAUCGCCGUGUAGUUUAUAAAUAUUAAAAAUAAUUAUUGUGACUAAGUUCAAUUAAUAUUUAGUGUUUUGUAAGCUAUGCAAAAUGAUAAAUGAGUACUUUUUAGAUAAUUAAAUGAACCGUAUAAUUAAAUCUCUUGUAUAAUAUAAUUUGUCACAGUUAUUAUCAUUUCAAAAAUUAUAAUUAACCAAGUUUUUCUUGUCAAAUAAUCAAAAGUUACUUGUGCUCUCCACAUUUUAUGAUUUUUCAUUUCCAUGGAUACGGAGAUCAAAAUUCAUCACCACCAGCUGCUGUGUGCCACUAAAAAGCUCAUUCUUUCCAAAAAUUCGGAUCGUCAACAUCCUCUCCGCCACUGCUCUCGGAAAUCAAUUUUGAAUCUUGAAAGUUUUCAAAAUGUACCACUCCGUGAAAUUAUACUACCCACUUUUGUGGCUAGCCAUCAUCAUUCUCUCCGCCACCUUUGCUUCUCCGGAACCCGGCCUCCGAUCAAAACCUGAAGAUGAACAAGAACAAUUUGAAGAAGGCGACGACAUCAUCGGCAAACAUGACAAACGAUCCGAGGAAUCUGAACCCGUCGAACUUUUGGAUUUGGAACAACCAACCUCCCCGAAACCUAAGCUCUUACCGGAACCUCGCCCAGGAAAUGAAACCCUUUACAAAACCAAGUGCUCCCACGUAGCUGACUGUAUUUCUGGUGGAUUCGACUGUGUCAACGGAAUUUGCGACUGCACCUUCUACAAUGGAAAACAAUUGAAGUAUCACGUCUCGAUGGGGAAAUGUCUCGCGGUCAAAGGUCACCCCUGCUCUCACAACAUGGCCUGCUACUCCCUCGAGUGUAUUCGAAUCAGUAAGGACUUGGGUGAGCAACCAGUUGGGAUUUGUUCAAAGGGGGGCAAAACCACCCACGGGGGAGCCGGAGUCUUGUUGGGGCUGGUCAACUUUAUUUUAAUUUAAGCAUACUUCUCAUCCCACUAUUCUUCUUAAACUUAUACGUAAUUAAUUUGAAAAUGAAACUAAAACUGUAAAUGCGUCUGUAUCUUGUGUGUUAUCUUUUUAGUAAAUGAAUCAUUGUGAAUACAUAAUGGGGGAUGAAUUAUAUAAGAAGUAAAUAAAGUAUGGAUUUGUUUUUGAUA
This is a messenger RNA of Folsomia candida, 1873 nucleotides long. Its product is annotated as mitochondrial import inner membrane translocase subunit Tim22. Gene Ontology annotation, cellular component: TIM22 mitochondrial import inner membrane insertion complex. Gene Ontology annotation, molecular function: transmembrane protein transporter activity. The record is from RefSeq and is a predicted model, not a curated record. Lineage: Eukaryota; Metazoa; Arthropoda; Collembola; Entomobryomorpha; Isotomidae. Gene Ontology annotation, biological process: protein insertion into mitochondrial inner membrane. Bases 130 to 708 code for a protein of 192 amino acids. The transcript is spliced from 5 exons.